Molecule: messenger RNA, 735 nt
Organism: Theileria parva strain Muguga
Lineage: Eukaryota; Apicomplexa; Aconoidasida; Piroplasmida; Theileriidae
Exons: 7
Coding region: 76-690 (204 amino acids)
Source: RefSeq, a predicted model, not a curated record
UUUUUAUUUAUGUUUUAAGCUUAACUGAUGAUUCAUUUAAAUUAAUUAAUGAAUUAUUUUAUUUUUUGAUAAAAAAUGCCUAAAGGGGCAAUACAUUUCACUGGUAGCAAUUUUGCCAUAAGAAGAAGGUUAAGAUGGGAUAUUCUAGACAGAAUGAGAAAAUUAAUAGAAAAUGGGACAUACAAAAGGCCAAGAUGGAUGGAUUGGGUAGAGCGUUAUCCACCGCUUGAGACUAGGAACCUUCUUCAUACUGAAAAGGUUAUAAAAAAUGUCUAUUUGCCUCUAAUAAACUCUCUUCUUAAAAAGUAUCCUCAUUUGAGGUUCGAAGGCUGUUUUAACUCCGAAAAUGAGUGGCAAAAAGGAUUUGACAAUUAUACUUUCGAUCAUCCGGUGAUGCAAUUUGUAUCAUAUCAACUAAGUCUUAUGAAUAAAGGAAUUAGUAAGGAAGAAGCCUUUUUAAGAGCUGAGAAAGUGUUUUAUAAGAAUCGAAUUGAAUCUGAGAAGAAACAAAGGGUGUCAAUGGCAUUUGGUCUCGAUGAAGAGGAAUCACUCUCAUAUACUGCGGGAUCCGCUUAUCUAGCCGAAAAAGAGGCUAAAGAUAAAGUUAAAUUUCUUACUGAGAUUAGAGAUGAGCUUCGGAAGUUAAAGGAGGGAGUUUUAGGAGAUAAACGACAAAAAUCUGGUGAUUAAUGGGUUGUAAAAUGAAACUUUAAAUUCCCUUAUUUUCCCUGUUUA